CUCUACCAAAUCCAACAUUGCGUGCGACGACCUUCGAUUUCCACACAGGCUUGACCUAAUCAAGUGGUACUAUAUUCCCGUCUUAUAUUCUCGUAUCUAUUUGUGAACCAGCUAGUCUAGAUGUGUUUUCAUCCUCUUCAACAUCAAUCCAUCCCUAACUUUGCCUCGGCUUGUUCCGUUUCCCUGCCCCUCAAUCAAGCAUGAUCGCAGCAGUCUAUCGACCUUACCUAUGCAAGGUACCUGAACCCAGGCGAGGUACAGUACGACAUAUCUAAACCUAUCCCGUUUUAGACCUAGGUUGUUGGUGCCGUCACGAGAAGCUCUGGUAGCUUUCUUUCUUCACUUGUCGCAUAUGAACAAAAACGCGACCAGACGAUAAUCGUAUCAAUCAUACCUUACCGUACCUAUCCCACCAAGAUAACAAGCGAGUUGCUGGUUGAGAAUUGCCUAAGGUCACCACCACUGGUACCUAGCAAUUAGUGCCAUAUCGAACAAAAAGAGCCACCGAUGGAUAUCGAAGACGACUUCAUCAUGUCGCUUCCAGAUUCGGAUUCCGAAGAUGUGGAUCUGGAUAUUGACUCGGACUCGGUUGACACCAGCUCAACCGAAAGAGAACCUUCGGCCAAGCCACCCACUCCGCUUCAACAAGCAACGUCGACUGUCACCAAGCUCCUGAAGGAGAAGGGCAAAGAAUGGGAUCAGUUGGCCUCGCGGAAGGGCCCGUUGACCCUGUUGGAGCUUCCCGUUGAUAUACUGCGACUGAUUGUGAAGGAGAUCAUGCAUACCAACGACCUUACCUCCCUUGCUCUAACCAACUCGACACUGCAUAGUCUGGCUAUCCCACACAUCUACGCCAGAUUCGAUAUUGUAUGGCCCGAUACGCACGGAACGUCUUCCGAUCACAAGAGUGUCGAUGCUUUAACCUACGGGCUUUCAACUCUGAGUCUGGGAAGCUCCUUUGGCCGCAUCAGGCAAAGGCUUCUACGCCCAGGACCUCGGCAGCAGAUGCAAUCUCCCUUCGACCGCGUUGGUAACAAUUAUGCAGCUCACACUCGGAAGUUUUCGCUUGGAGAUGGGCCUCCGGACUGGGUUGCGGCUUAUAUGAUUACAAAAGAGAGUGGGAAGAUGCUGGGGACUUUGGUAUCUUUGGCAUUGGCCAAGAUGGUUAACCUGGAAACCUUUAUCUGGGACAUGCCGACUGGAGUGCUUGCCGAGAUCUUCCUAGCCUUGGCCAGCUUGCCUGACAGCCACAAGGACGGACAGUGCAACUUGGAAACGGUUUGGAUCCGGUGGCAUGACAAUAGCGAAGGUCAAGCGCCAUCGUCGAAUCCCGUGAUUCCGCCCGGUAGCACUCUAACACCCGUCGGCAUCAUGUUGCCCCCGGCGGUAUCUCACCCGAAACCACGACCAGCUCUGCCAUAUUCUGCCAGUGUUGUCGAGUAUCCCACUUUUAGUGUUUUACCGCCUCUGAAAAGUCUGACAGCCUUGGAUAUAGACGAGUUGGCGUAUCUGGAUGAGAUUUCAAUGCUGGUCGAAAGGUCUCAUGACAGGCUCCAAGAAUUACGCAUUGGCAUAUCGAAAAAAGCGCAGCACAAGGAUUUUGUUCAGGCGUGGGAUGGACCUGAGCUGCAUCAGGUUGAUCAUCAAGCCCACUGGCCCGGUGCAAGCACGAUAGGUAGUCGUCGACUGGGCGGUAUUUUAGGAAUCCUUGUCGGGCGCAUCUAUGAUAUACGGCGAAAACCUCGUGCCUGGUCAUCACGGGGAAAGUCCGAGUCCUCAUCUUGCCCUCCUCCGAAGAAAGAAUCCCCUGACGGUCCCGGACAUGCUGACUUCAUGGGCCCGAGCCAUGAUCACAAUGUUACUGCGAACCGUAAAAGCUCAGUAUCAUCCGAUGGACUGAACAAUCCUGGGCACGUCAACAUUGAGAAAGACUCCAAGGAUACCUCGGCUUCUACGGCCCAUGUGGUAGCCGGUGAGGACAAGCCAGCAGGGGGUGGGUGUUCUGAAGCUCCCGGACCUGGUUUGGAAGAUGGCAAAGCUCCAGAUCAGGCACCCAGACGGAAGCAUAGCGCAAGCCGCUCUCGCCUUGAAGGGAAGCUACGGCUGCGUAUUCUGGAGUUAGAGAGGGUACCGCUUUCAAUGCAGGUCUGCAGCAAAGCCAUCGACUGGACCACACUGACCACUUUGACGAUACUCGACUGUGCCCAGCACGAAUCCCUUUGGAAAUUAUUGAAACGCCAAUACCAGCCGACGGUGAUGGCUGGUGGAUACGGCAUCUCCUCGUCGUCUCGAGGUGCUCAAUUGCAGUAUCAUCUUGGCUUGAAACGACUUCGCACCGAUACAACCUCACCUUCACUGAUAACUUUCCUCACUGAAGUCCUUGCGCCAAACACGCUCGAGGUACUCUUCUUGCAAGAUCGCCGCAGAUCACCCUCAGUACCUGCCGUCACCAUCGAGUCCAUUUUCAAGGGGCCUCUGAAGCGCCACCGUGGGAGCCUGCGGAAACUUCUACUAGACAGCUCUGCUAGGAACACAAAGAGCGGGGCAGUUACGGUUGACAAUGAUAGGUGGCGGCACUGGGUCUUGAAUUCACGGAUUCUGCACUAUAUCACAAGCGGGCGGUUGGUCAACCUACGUGAGCUUGCGGUAUCAAUCGCAUAUGCUGACUGGCAUACAUUUUUGCAACGACUGCCAAAUGUCCCCCAGCUGCGAUCACUCAACAUACCUCACGUUAUGGAUCACGUCGUCAGUUCCAUUGACCCGAAGGAGCUGGCCUUACAGAUAGCCGACAUUAUCACGUUGCGUCCCGAGGUACAACUUUGCUACAUUGGUAUCUCGACCAAAUGCUUCGAGAUACUCGAAACUACGCCAGGUGAUCGUGGAGGUGGUUCAGUCGACAGUGCAGGAUCUGCCAGUGGUAGCGGUAGUGGCCAAAACAGUGGAACCACGACCACUGGGCCCCAGGCUAUGGAUAUGAUGUCACUUGUCGAACCUGAGUCUGAGGAAGAUCAUCAGGAUGAGUCAAGUGAAGAGGAAGAUGCGGACGAGACUGAAGACGAGGACGAUGGGAUCAACAACCAUGUUGCAACUGAGGAGGCCCAGUCGGAUAGCCACGCAGGAGACAGCUGGGAUUCUGACGAUGACGGCUUUGUUGAUCCAGAUCACACGCCCGCGAAGAAGAAGUUGAGGCUUCGCGAGAUUCUUUUCUAUGACGACAAGGUGGCUAUUUUCAAAGCCAGGCAUGGGCGUCUUUGAGCGCGAUUUGGUAGCCUCACAGUAGGCAUACAAAGUCUAUGGGGCAAUAUCCAAAAUCAACCUGAGGGUGGAAAUCAACCCCCUUCCGUGGCUGUGCGUUGAGGGAUUUGACCGGUCUGUUGACUGGAGUGGUCGCUUGAAGAUUGAAAUUUCAGAUCGACAAAUUUCUGUCUUUUUUUAAUCUUUUAUCUGUUUGUUAUUUUCUUUUUUGGCGUUUACAAGUUUGACUUCGGAGGAUACCCAUGGACAAGCGAUCCUUUUGAGGAGUGAGGCAUAAACUGUUUAGUUUUGAGGCACAAUUCGAGCCCCCUUUGUUGCAGCUAUACGUGAGGUGAAGGCCAGAAGACUAAUACAGUUGUGCUGGUCUAUUAGAGUCUAUGAAUCGUGAACGACAACGGUC
This is a messenger RNA of Pyricularia grisea, 3655 nucleotides long. RefSeq lists its product as uncharacterized. Bases 508 to 3255 code for a protein of 915 amino acids. The record is from RefSeq and is a predicted model, not a curated record. Lineage: Eukaryota; Fungi; Ascomycota; Sordariomycetes; Magnaporthales; Pyriculariaceae. The transcript is spliced from 3 exons.